CAAAUAUUAGAUUUUUUCAGCUGCAAUAAAUCAAUCAUAAUGGAAGCUGAGAUGAAAAAUUCGACCCCAACUGAUCAGGAACAAUAUGCAAAGGCUACUUCGGACAAUAUCAAGGCUGCUAGACAAGAUAUUGAUAACCUCAUCAAAAUAAUUCUGCUACGGAAGAAAGAAUGUGAUGAUAUGGAAAAUGAAACACGAUACAUGAAAGAGUACGUAGCUUCGUUUAUAAGUAUGGGAGAAUUACAAAAAAAGUAGACAGUCUAAGAAUGAAACAGGGCAACUUUUUUUUGUGCAUGAAAUUAACCCAAUUAAUUAUCAUAGGCAACAACUGCAAACCGUCUACCACCAUACUGACAAUCUUUCGAUCAAUUAGCUUUGAGCCUACAAAGAUUGUAUAUUAAACAAUGAGGAGCACCCAUCUUUCCAGACCAGGAUCUUUGAAGGAUGAUCCUCUUCGUCCUUAUGGAGAGAAGUCGUUGAAAAGAGCAAGAACAAUUGCAGGAACAUCUACUACGGCUUCAACCUUACAGAUGACACAGCUUUCAGGGCUUACUGUUCUGUCUGAGAUUAACACGAAUAUACGUGAAAAGAGUUACUCUCCGUAUAUGAGAUCAAGGCUGCGUGAGAAUGUUUCAGGAAUUUUUCUGCAAGAUGAAAAUUUAGGAAUAAAGAUAAAUGGCGAUUCGGAAUUAGAGCAGAAGAAUAGUUUAAAAAGUAAAAGUAUUCCUGGCUUAUAUCCUAGACUAUCCAUUGAGGGAAAAAUUUCUCCAGAAGCAAGGAUUCCAAGUCUCAAAAAUCAAAACUUGUUUGACGAAAUCAACGACGAGCCUGAAAUUGAACAGUCUUCAAGUAAAUCAUUUGUUACCCUAAUAUCAAAAAACUUUAAUGGAUUGAGCACCGUAAAGAAUACAUUUUGCUCAGAGGAAGAAAACCUUUAUGAUGAUGAAAGCGAAGCUAAGCACAAUCGGCAGUUCACAAGCGUCGAAUUUGAUGUCCCAAAGAUAACACUUUUGGAUGACUCUGCGCCUUUGGAUUUGAGUCAAGUUAAAAGAAGACUUGUACCAUAUGCCAGUCCUUUUUUCCAGACUAUUGAGUUCAACCCCUUUGAGCCAACUGAUACUGGGAUUUUGCUAAAAAUUUUGAAUCAUGAGUUUGAAAGUCUUGAUGACGAGAAUGACGACGAUUUAAUGCAGGAAAAGGAAAAUAAAAGGAUUCCAUGGUAUAGAGAACUGCUAAACUUGGAAAAAUACUACACCCAAUUUAUAAAUUGCUUCAAGCCGUUGAGUAAGGACGAAUAUAACUCCAAAUAUCCUUGGGAUAAGUUUUACGAUCCAGAACUUUACUAUGACAAUGAGAUGGAUGAUGAAGGAGUUUUGAAUACAGAACUGCUACCUGAAAAUUUGCACAAUAGUAUAUCUUCCGAGAUUAAUGAUUAUAUGAAACCCUACUCCUAUAUUUCUAGAAGGAGGGGGUAUUGAUACUGCCUUGUAAUGGUAUUGCUACAUAGUUACAUCUUUGUUUUGGAUUCACUUGAUAAUAUUCAUAAACAUCAAGUAAUAUUUGGUAUUUAACUAGUUUUAUAUCAUUAAAAAUUUGUUCUUAC
Messenger RNA from Pichia membranifaciens NRRL Y-2026, 1603 nucleotides. RefSeq lists its product as hypothetical. The record is from RefSeq and is a predicted model, not a curated record. The transcript has a single exon. Bases 405 to 1478 code for a protein of 357 amino acids. NCBI's taxonomy places the organism in Eukaryota, Fungi, Ascomycota, Pichiomycetes, Pichiales, Pichiaceae.